Penicillium oxalicum is the source of this 876-nucleotide messenger RNA. Its product is annotated as SCO family protein. Gene Ontology annotation, molecular function: copper ion binding; copper chaperone activity. The transcript is spliced from 4 exons. Bases 1 to 876 code for a protein of 291 amino acids. NCBI's taxonomy places the organism in Eukaryota, Fungi, Ascomycota, Eurotiomycetes, Eurotiales, Aspergillaceae. The record is from RefSeq and is a predicted model, not a curated record. Gene Ontology annotation, cellular component: mitochondrial inner membrane. Gene Ontology annotation, biological process: intracellular copper ion homeostasis; mitochondrial respiratory chain complex IV assembly.
AUGCCGUCCUCACUCCAGAUGGCCUCCAGAAUAUUCGGCCGGGCCACUCGCAGCUUCGCUAACAUCGAGGCAGCCCCUACGAAACGCCUGCUCCCGGCCCUCCGCAACGCCAGCGGACCGCAAUGCCGCGCUUACACGCAGUCGCAGCGACCCCGGUCCGCGCAGCAGUUCCCAGGCACAUUUGCUGCACGCCAUGAAUUCUCUACGACGGCGUUCCGCGCCCGCGCCAAGACGAUGGGUCAGCUGCGACAGCGGAACUCGACCGGGCCCUUCUCGUGGAAGGCUGCGCUGUUGUUUGUUCUCACUGGUGCAGGCAUGGUCAUCUACUUCCGCGUAGAGAAGGCCCGUCUGGAGCGAAAGCGCAUUGCCGAGAUGAGCAAAGGUGUUGGUCGACCCAAGGUUGGCGGACCCUUUGUUCUGAAGGAUUUGGAUGGCAAGGAGUUCACCGAGGAGGAUUUGAAGGGCAAAUAUAGCUUUGUCUACUUCGGCUUCACGCAUUGCCCGGAUAUCUGCCCCGAUGAAUUGGACAAGAUGGCCGAGAUUAUCGAAAAGGUUAAGGAGGCCACCAAGGGCGAGAACAUCUUCCUUCCGGUGUUCAUCACUUGUGAUCCAGCCCGUGAUACCCCCGAGGUUCUCCGUGAAUACUUGAAGGAGUUCCACCCGGGCAUUAUUGGCUUGACUGGUACCUACGAGCAAGUCAAGAACGCCGGCGAGGAUUAUCUGGUCGACCACAGCAUCUACUUCUAUUUGAUGGAUCCCGACAAUGAUUUCGUCGAGUGCAUUGGCCGACAGGAUACUCCCGAGUCCGCAUCCAAGGUCAUUCUCGAACACAUCAAUGACUGGAAGAGGGAAGGAAAGCCACUGAAGACCCAGUAG